This is a messenger RNA of Canis lupus familiaris (dog), 1537 nucleotides long. RefSeq names its product claudin-22. Lineage: Eukaryota; Metazoa; Chordata; Mammalia; Carnivora; Canidae. The record is from RefSeq and is a predicted model, not a curated record. The transcript has a single exon. Gene Ontology annotation, molecular function: structural molecule activity. Bases 547 to 1212 code for a protein of 221 amino acids. Gene Ontology annotation, biological process: bicellular tight junction assembly; cell adhesion. Gene Ontology annotation, cellular component: bicellular tight junction; plasma membrane.
UUCUGAUCGAUUUAUUUGGUUAAGACGGAUUUUUUUCUUGAACCUGCUUCUAAAAAGUGACCACAUUCACUAUUCCCGCGACACGCGUGCUGAAACAGGAGAGUGAUUAAGAGAUGGCAACGUGACAGGUGCAGUCAGGAAGACGGUUGCAGAGUGGGAGGAGCCGAACCCGAACUGCCCAGGGACACCCUGCAUGUAGACUUGAUUCUUGGACUCCUUAGAAAGCUCGGGAGCCCCACGAAAGCCAUUUGCGUAUUAAUGACAGAAGGAGAAUGAGUCCUGCCUGAUGUGAUUUCCCAGACAGCUGCCCCGACACGCGGGUGGCGCUGGCCACACCUCGGCGUUGCUGGUUGGCAGGCUUAGUCCCCUGUCCUCUUCUGAAGCCCGGUGUCAACACGGACUCAAACAAUAGCCACUCUGGCAAGAGUCCUCGACACACAAUGAAGCCGCCUUGCCGAGCUCCGCAGUGACAGCGUUGGGGUGUCCCACUCCGCGCGGCCGCCCCAGGGCAGGAGCUGGUUUCUGGCUCUGGCGCGGGGCUAGGGGAUGAUGGCCUUGGAGCCCCGAAGCGUGGCGCAGUUGGCGGGGGCCUCCUUGUCCUUGCUGGGGUGGGUCUUGUCCUGCCUUACAAACUACCUGCCCCAGUGGAAGAACCUCAACCUGGACCUGAACGAAAUGGAGAACUGGACCGUGGGGCUGUGGCAAGCCUGCGUCACCCAGGAGGAGGUGGGCACGCAGUGCAAGGACUUCGAUUCCUUCCUGGCCCUGCCCGCCGAGCUCAGGGUCUCCAGGGUCCUCAUGUUCCUGUCCAACGGGCUGGGGCUCCUGGGCCUGCUGGCCGCCGGCCUCGGCCUGGACUGCUUGAGGCUUGGAGAGUCGCGGCGAGGGCUCAAGAAAGGACUGCUCAUCCUGGGAGGGACCGUGCUCUGGGCGGCGGGGGUCGCGGCCCUGGUCCCGGUGUCCUGGGUGGCCCACAGGACGGUCCGGGAGUUCUGGGAUGAGACGGUGCCGGAGAUCGUGCCCAGGUGGGAGUUUGGGGAAGCCCUGUUUCUGGGCUGGUUUGCUGGCUUUUUCCUCCUCCUGGGAGGGGGCCUGCUGAACUGUGCGGCGUGCUCCACCCAGGCUGCCCGCGCUUCGGGCCACUACGUGGCGGCAGAAACGCAGGAUCGCCGUCAGCACCCGGAGACGAACAAAACCCACCUGAAAAUCUAAGCCAGAAAGCAUCAGUGCCGUCCACUCUUCAAGAGACGCGCACUCCUCUCUGGAUUUGGUAGGAUCUCCUGCUACACAGCCACCUAGUCACUGUUGCUUUUAAUUUUCUAAAAUGCAUCCCCCCCACCCCAACCCCGUGGCUAUUGCCUUCUUAAAUUAUCAUUUCCUUUUAAGACAGUAAAACACUUUUAUCUUCUCUUCUGAGUCCAAAACCACUCAAGACUUAAUAGUAAUCACACUCAUUACUGGGGAUGAGUUUUCUCAAUUUUAAAAUAGAUGCAGUGAUUGCACAGAACUGGUAAAUAAAACAUUAUAUUAGUGCUUA